AUGGCACAGCAACCUGAAAAGUAUAUAAUUGGUGUAGACCUGGGAGCAACACAAACAACGGUUUGUGUAGUCGAUAAAUUCUCCUUCAAAACAAAAAUUCUUCCAUCACAUUAUAUUCCAAGUAAAACAAAGAGCAUUGAAUUUUUGAAUGAGAAUUGCAAACAGUUCGCGAAACUGGUGUUGGACUUACAAGCAGUUCAUACUACACUGUAUUAUUUAAUCAUCUCUUGUGAAGAUGAAGCUUAUGCGCCUUAUUUUACAACGAUUGCAGAGUACUUGGGGAUCAACACACUCUUUGUACCUUCACAUGUUGCCGUUUCAAUGUUUUAUUUCAACUUCAAGUUGAACCACCCAACUAAACAAAACGUCGCAUUUUUCGAUGUUGGCCAUACGCAUAUAACUCAGUGGUGUGUGUCGUACGAAAACAAUGUUGUUACCAUCGACAGCGUCUUUAAAAAAUCCAUCAACGAGACCACCACGUUCGAAACGGAAUUGGAGAAGUUGAUCAUUCAAAAGUCGGACGACACAAUUUCUCUCGAGCGAAACAAAUUCUUCACCGACUCAGUCAAAGAGGCGGUUCAGAAGGUCAAAAAUUUAUUCCAGUCGAAUGCGCAGUGGUGCGAUUUGUGUAUCGACAACGACAUUACAAUGACUCAGAUCAAAAUCACUGAAACUGAAUUCUAUGAGAUAUAUGAUAAAACAGUGACUGAGAGUGCUGUUGCUCUUAUUGAAGACAUGAACACCAGAAAACUUCAAGGGACGUGUGAUUGUGUUAUUACCGGGCGUGGAGCUGCUCCACUUGGCUUUCAAAAGAUAUUCAAGUCCAACGAGUAUAAACUACUUUUAACAUGUAAGAACGAGCCAACAGUAGCUGCGGGGUGUUGUUUCAUAGGGAGAAUUGUCACAGACCUAAUCGACAAAGAUCAGAAUGCCAUUCGGAUAGUCAAAGUCGAACAGAAAGUCGACAAAGAACGGUUCACUAUAUAUUACAAACAGAAUGGAAUUGACCAGCAAAUGAAGUUUCCAUCUCAAAGUGAGAUGACGCGAUGUGGAGUUUUGCUAUUACAACACUUUGAGUGUGACGGUGGAAUACUACAGGUGGAAGAUAAUGUGACUGGGAGGUCAUACAAAACUUCUGAUGUUGUUCAAAAGUGUUCGAAUAUUGAGAUUUCAAUGGAGAGGGAUUUGUAUCUUCGACAAGGUAUUAAGGAAAGGAGCAUUAAUAACAUCGGGAUGGAUGAGUGGGAUGUGAAUGAUUACAUUUACUUUGAAACAGCGAAUGGCUUUGAAAUUGAAUAUUUAGUCGAAGACGACCCGAUGUUUGACAUCGUUGAAAUCGUCGAAAAUGUUCGGAACGAAAUGCAAGAAGAAGAACAAGAGAAAAAACUGAGGAAUGUGGUUCUAUUUCUUGUAUCGAAAUAUAGAGAGAAGUAUGGGUUCAAAUCACUUGAUAAGUAUAAUAAGAACCAAAAAGCAAUAGACAAUCUGAAUAUCAUAGCUAAUGAAAUUGGAGAAACGAACUUUUCACAAUUUUGCACUGAGUCUUCAAUGCCACAGGAAUACUUUGAAAUACUUUCUGGGCUUGAAGGUGUUGGAAAGCUCCUCAAAAUGAGUUGA
Molecule: messenger RNA, 1617 nt
Organism: Entamoeba invadens IP1
Lineage: Eukaryota; Evosea; Mastigamoebida; Endamoebidae
Exons: 1
Coding region: 1-1617 (538 amino acids)
Source: RefSeq, a predicted model, not a curated record